GCCCGCCGCAUCACUGCUCGCCGUGCGUCUCCAUCGUCCUGCAUCUGCACGGCUACGUCUGCACCUACGCCUGGAGCCCAAACCUUGGGCUUUUCCUCUUCUUCGUCUCUCUGCUCCUCGCCGCUGGUUUUGUUUCCAGCUUCCCACCAUCCCUGAGCUCACGAGACCUGCUACACCUACACUAGUACAGACCGCACGGCGGCCAGUUGCAGCGGCCAUGGCUUCCCACGCUUACUACCCGCCCUCGCGAACACAGACGCCACCGACAACCACCACCUCGCAAGUCACAGUCGUCCAUAACCCUCACCAGCCCCAGGCCCCAACCUUCAGGUCCAGCACAGAACAACAACUCUCCUCCUCGCUUCCCCACGCACCCACACCACCAUCAAUAUUCUCCGAGCAGGAACAGUACGGCCCGCAGCGCAUGCACGGCUCAACACAACACCUUCCGCCCGUUCAGCAUGUCCAGCACCCAAUAACGCCCCGGCCAACUGUACGCUUCAACGCCGCUCAGCUGCCCCUCCCAAUGGCGGCGUUGCAGGACCCUUCCAUGGGCAGAGACUUCAAGGACGACCUCGCUAGAGCUGCCGGGGCCGUGACUCCAGGUGUUGACGAUUCGCCAUAUAUCCAGUAUGCCUUGGAUCUCAUGACGAAGCGGCACGGCGAGCCAGACGAGGGCGACGAAGACGAGUCCGAACUCUCACAAGGCAGCGGUGCCUCGUAUCCGGGCGUGCAUCACAUCGUGCCAAAUGCGACACCCGGUCUCUUCCAGCCAGCCCCAGCCUACAUUCCGCAGGAUGCCGCGGAGGCGAGGAGGCCUGCGGGCGCGCAGCCAACGACUUCUCCUUACAUCCCGCUCACACCUGAGCUGCAACCACUCACACCACUGCCGUAUGCCGCUCAAUAUAGCCCCCAGGAAAUGCGACAACAGUUUCCUCCAGAGUUCAAGACUAUUCCGCUUGAGCAAUACAGCCACAUCCCCGGCAACGUGCCCAACACAAUGGAGGCACACGAGCCUCUACUUGGACGAGACACACCAUUGCCUCGCGAAAUCAGGCGGUGGCAGGCGGUAUCUGACACGUCAGAUCAUGAGAGAGGGUCCCGCGGCGGCAGGUUGACCUACAAGCCUCGAGUGUUGCAGACACCGUCACUGGCGGUCCUUGCAGUCCUCAAUCUCUGCAUGGUGGCUGCCCUCAUGCUCUGUGCCAUCUGGUCGUAUAGCCACGGAGGACUGUCAACUUACAGUGACGACAUUUACAAGGGCGACUACUUUGUGUUCCGUAUCCUGCCUCAACUGCUUGGAGCGAUAGUGCUGAUCUACACGCAAAGCGUCACGACUGUCGCAUUCCGUAUUCAGCCGUUCUCGCGACUGGCAUCUGACGAUACUCGAGUCCGUGAGAAGGCGGUUUUCGAGUCCAUGUAUCUCAAGUCCUUUCUGUUUCCGACGGGCGUCCAGGACUGGAAGAUGGCAGUGGUGGUCGGCAACUCCUGGCUGCUCAACUUGUCGAUUCCGCUCCUUAGCGCGCUGUUCAUUGUGGUUCGGAGAGACGGACGGUGGGCUUGGACUGCGGGACAAGGGGUCGCCUGGACACUGGUUGCGCUUUAUAUCUUGUCGACAAUGUCGACGAUAUUCAUGAUGCUCACUUGGCGACACAUGAAGACGGGCCUGAGAAAGGACUGGGAUCUGCGCUCUCUCGCAGACUUCAUCCUGCUUGCCUCCCAAAGCAACUCGGCAUCCAAGUACCGCAGCACCGAGGUCAUGGCAACACAAGAUCGUAUGAAAGACUGGUUCUGUGGCAAGGACACUGAGCGGCUCGGUUUCUGGGACGCUCCCGAGUCCGCUGGUCCUUGGUAUGGACUCGGAGUUGAGGAAACCAUUGUCGACGAGAAGAUGUCUGUUCGUCUCUGGGCUCGAGGUCAGGGGGAUAGCAUGUCGGUUGCCUCGGGAGCUUCGCGUAUGCCCAUCGCUCAAGUUGUCCGCAGUCGGUACCUGCCUUGGUGCCUGCGCAACGGCCAGAUCAUGUCUGCGGCGGUUGCUGCCAUCGUGCUUGCCGUGGUACUCAUCGCCGUCAGCUCCACGAACACGACGAGCAUCCGCCGUGGCUUCCGUCCUGGAGUUGAGGCUGGUCCCAGCCCUGAGGCAUUCUCUGCGGCAAACUUCCUGUGGACAUUUGUGCCCUCGCUCCUGGGCAUGGUCUUAUUCCUCGUGUUUCAAUCCUACGAUCUCGAGAUGCGCAUCCUCGCUCCUUGGGCCGAGCUCGCCCGCGAGGAUGGCUCCUGUGCGGAAACCUCGCUGCUCCUUGAGUACGCAGCAGCCACGAUGCCAUGGGAGGCUACUUGGCAGGCUGUAAGGAACAAGCAUUGGCGGGUUGCCUUGACUUCGUUCGUGGCUCCCGUAUUUGUUCUGAUCCCAGUGCUCGCAGGCGGGAUGUUCAUCGCUCUGCUGAUCGCGUCCACGGGCGAAGUCCGCAUGUUCCCACAGAUGAUUGCCUUUGGCAUCAUGCUGGGCCUCGUCGCACUGUACGCCGUGGUAAUGGCCAUUCUCGUUCCGAACCGGGCACAAUUUCGCCUGCCCCACGCCGUCACGAGCCUGGCGGAGAUCCUCAGCUUCUGCUCCAACGACGAGAUCCGCAACGACACAGCAUUCGCCGACUUCCCACUGACCGUCGAUGAUGCGGCGGCGGCCGGGUUCGGGCGGAAGCAAGACCUUGCGGCACGGCUGGACGCAGGGCAGGAGUGGCACCGCCAGGGCCGUUGGACGUUCAGCUAUGGCCGCAACAACGACGAGAGGCUGGGAAUCAAGCGCUACUCGCGCUUCACGGUGAACCCGCGCCGGCUGAGGCAGUAUGACCGCCGCACGCGUGGGGAGCUCAUCUCGCAGCCUAUGCAGCAACGGGGCGCGUAUGCUCCUGUACAAUAAUGAUUUGGUAUGAGGCGGAUGUUGUAUGAUGAUGACUACUCGAACGGCUUUUUUACGAAAUCAGCGUUCAGCGAUCUUUGAUGCAUUUCAAACUUUUUACGAUAGACGAGACGAGAUUUCGGGAUCAUGUUUUACGACCCCAUGUAUGGCAUUUUUUUGCGCAGGGAACAUUGGGCGGCGUCUGGGUUCGGGCUGGGAUUAGAUAGCGGGUUUCAAUGAUUGCUAGGCGUUUUAAGGGCCUUCUGGGCCGGGACAAGAUAAUUAGAGUGGGCAUAGACGUCCACACGAUAAUCAAGAAGAUUUGAUUUGCUCUCUCCC
Molecule: messenger RNA, 3238 nt
Organism: Microdochium trichocladiopsis
Lineage: Eukaryota; Fungi; Ascomycota; Sordariomycetes; Xylariales; Microdochiaceae
Exons: 2
Coding region: 218-2920 (900 amino acids)
Source: RefSeq, a predicted model, not a curated record